Molecule: messenger RNA, 672 nt
Organism: Diorhabda sublineata
Lineage: Eukaryota; Metazoa; Arthropoda; Insecta; Coleoptera; Chrysomelidae
Product: peptidoglycan-recognition protein SC2-like
Exons: 4
Coding region: 90-656 (188 amino acids)
Biological process (GO): innate immune response; peptidoglycan catabolic process
Molecular function (GO): zinc ion binding; N-acetylmuramoyl-L-alanine amidase activity; peptidoglycan binding
Source: RefSeq, a predicted model, not a curated record
UGUUUAUUGAAAGGGGAAUUACAUUACAAAAUACUAUUAAAGUAAACUUUUGAAAUUCAUCUGUUCACAAUCUUUUCUGACACUGCAAAAUGAUGUAUUUCCGUCCAAUUUUGUUUAUAUUUUUGCUGUAUCAAGUGAGCGCGAAAUGUCCGGAUAUUAUUUCACGAAGUGGAUGGAACGCAAGUCCUCCGGGAGAUGUUACAUUUUUAAGAGAAAACCCUCCAUCGUAUAUAGUUGUUCAUCAUUCAGCAACAAAAUCUUGUAAUUCAAAACAAGAUUGUAUUCCAUUAGUAAAAAGCAUACAAAAUAGUCAUAUAAAUGAUAAAAAAUGGAGUGAUAUUGGUUAUAAUUUUUUGAUUGGUGGAGAUGGCAAUAUCUAUGAAGGUAGAGGAUGGGGUAUUCGUGGUGCUCAUAGUGUUCCAUACAACAAAAGAAGCUUGGGAAUUUGCCUUUUAGGAAAUUUUGAAAUUGAUAAUCCGCACAGUAAUCAGCUGAAAGCUUUAGAGGACUUAUUAUAUUGUGCCCGAACAACUAAUAAAAUUACUGAGAAUUACCGACUUAUUGGACAUGGUCAGCGAAGCAGUACAUUGUGUCCUGGAAAAAACUUAUAUAAUGUUAUAAAAACUUGGCCUCAUUUUGAUCCUCAUCCUCAAUAAAGUGGUUUUAAAUAAA